Messenger RNA from Penicillium canariense, 1326 nucleotides. Its product is annotated as FAD-dependent oxidoreductase. The coding region runs from base 1 to 1326 and encodes 441 amino acids. The transcript has a single exon. Lineage: Eukaryota; Fungi; Ascomycota; Eurotiomycetes; Eurotiales; Aspergillaceae. Gene Ontology annotation, molecular function: FAD binding; monooxygenase activity. The record is from RefSeq and is a predicted model, not a curated record.
AUGACGACUCCAUUCCCGAAUAUCAUCAUUAUCGGCGGCGGCAUUUGCGGUCUCGCCUCCGCAAUAUCGAUUGCGCAGGCCUUCUCCUCACACGAGGCCAACCCACAAAUCACCAUCUACGAGCUUCGCGACGCUCCCAGCACAUUCGGCGGUCCGGUCAAUCUUACGCCGAAAGCCGUACGCUGCCUCGACAAGCUGGGCGUGUUCGACGAGUUGAAAGCCAUGAGGGCGGGCUGUGAGGUUGACUCGAUCGAAAUCAUCUCCAUGCGUACGGGCGGGCAACUUUCUGUGAUAGACUAUGCGGGGCCGGAUAGACGGGGGCUUGGGGGGUAUAAAGGAUGGAGGGUGAUGCGAUAUGAGCUUCUCUGUGCGAUGCUGAGGGUGGCGGAGCGGCUGCCCACGGUGGCUAUUCGGUAUGGGAAGAAAUUGACUCGUGUUGAGGAAUUACCCGACAAGGUCCAUGUUUACUUCGAAGAUGGGGGGAUGGAGACCGGCGAUGUUGUGCUGGGCUGUGAUGGGAUCCAUUCGUCUGUGAGGAGUCUUGUGGUGGAGGCUGACCGGAAGCCAUAUUACUCGGGAUGGGCAGCAGCGUACGGGUUUGCAAAGGGGACAGCAGUGUUUGGUGAGGACGAAAAGCCGUUCUUCACAGAUACUGCGCUGGUGAUGUCUAGGUAUGGGUCCGCUUUGACGACAUUCUGUGACCAUGACCGAAGCAUGAUCUAUGCCGUUCUCUUGAUGGAGAUGGAGGAACAGGGGUCUCGAGAGGGGUGGAAGUCCAUUGGCAAGGAUCAAGAGAGGGUACGAAAUGAAGGGGCAAGGAGGACACAGCAGUCACCUAUCCCGAAGAUCGGGCAAUUGAUCGAGAAGGUCGAGGAUUGGACGCUUUACCCGAUUUACGUUCUACCUCCACACGGCCGAUGGUCUACGGAUCGCAUCUUAUUACUGGGAGAUGCAGCUCAUGCGGUGUGCCUCUUCUCCUGUCUUUUGGCCCCGGGACCUUGUACUUAUUUGAUUCUACAGAUGCCGCCCAAGGGGGAAAGUAUUGGCCAUGCUUUAGAGGAUGCAGUCAAGUUCUCACUCAUACUCGCUCGCUUUCAUCGUGAACCGCCAAAGGCCGCGUUCGACUUUUUCGAAAAUCUCCAACGCAAGAAGACCGAAGAUAUGUACAAGGUCGCAUCGACCGGUUGGAUGUCCAACCGCGAUAUAGGCGCUAUUGGGAGUAGGCUCCUGGAAUGGUUUACGCCACUGUUCUUGUGGUGGACAAGGGAAAGCUCGGAGAAGGAUCUACUUGCCGACCCAACCGAUAUUCCGUUCCCCAGUACAUAA